AUUUUCCAUAUUUUUUGAUAUUCUUCAAAAUGUCGAAGCGAGCUCAGCUGUUAGAGAAUGAAGCUCUUGUGCGUGGUUGGUGGCAGGAAGGCCGUGUGUAUGACGCCGCUGUUCCAUCAAACCGUUCCGUUGACAAGUACUUCUGCACAUUUCCAUAUCCUUAUAUGAAUGGUCGACUACACAUCGGUCACGCAUUUAGUAUGUCUAAGGCGGAGUUUCAAGCCCGUUUUCAGCGUACUCAGGGUAAAGCAGUUUUAUGGCCCUUUGGGCUUCAUUGUACAGGUAUGCCUAUUAUGGCAUGUGCAGACAAGAUCAAGAAUGAAUUGAAGGAGAUGAAAUCACCUGAUCUCGCUGCUACUGUUCCAGAAGCAGUGAGUACCGUAGUUCCCGGUAAAGAGGAGACUGACUGUACCAAGUUCGCGUCUAAGAAGACAAAAUUGCUUGCUAAAACAGAUGUAAAGAUGACCCAAAUGGAUAUAAUGCGCCACAUGGGCAUCGAUGAUUCCGAGAUUCCUAAAUUUGCUGAUCCCCAAUACUGGCUGACUUACUUUUCACCACUUGCUAUACAAGAUCUAAAAUCAUUUGGCACUUCCGUAGACUGGCGUCGUAGUUUCAUUACUACCGAUCGCAAUCCAUAUUACAACGCCUUUGUUGAAUGGCAAUUCACUCGUAUGAAGGAAUUGGGUACUUUACAUUUUGGAUGCCGUCCGUCUAUAUUCAGUCGUUCGGUGAUGCAACCCUGUGCUGAUCACGACCGUGCUGAGGGUGAGGGUGCCACCGCUCAGGAGUACACUGUGAUUAAAAUGCGCUUGGAACACGGUGUAGACAUUUUCGACCAACUCGAUGAGCGUUACAAAGGAUUUAGGGACGUGUUAUCUAGUAAGCAGGUUUUCCUUUUGGCUGCUACUCUACGCCCAGAGACUAUGUACGGCCAGACCAACUGUUUCGUUCUUCCAGAGGGCACCUACGAAAUAGUCCUUGGUUACAGCACACCAAAGCUUAAUUUCAACGAUAUGGGUGUAGUGGAAACAGUAAUGGGUAUUGAAGAAGCUGUUAAAUCAUGCGAUUGCUUGUAUAUAGCAUCUGGCCGCAGCGCACUGAAUAUGUCUUACCAGGGAUUAGUGUUACUUAGGCCAAAUGAUUCAGGUUUAAGUGAGGUACAUUCCAUUGCCCAAUGUACUGGUCAAUCCUUGAUUGGUGCUUCAUUAGGUAGCCCUCUUAGCGUCCAUGAGCGCAUCUAUGUCUUGCCCAUGCUUACUAUAUCUAUGGAAAAGGGCACCGGUAUAGUGUCAUGUGUCCCCAGUGACUCUCCUGAUGAUUUUAUUACAUUAUCUGAGAUUCGUAAGAAAACUGCUUACUACAAGGAUAAAUACAAUGUUGACCCAAUUCACUGCAGUGUGGAUAUAGUACCGGUGAUAGACAUUCCUGGUUUAGGUACUUGUGCAGCUGAGGUUGUAUGUCAGCAGGAAAAGGUAGCUUCCAGCAAGGACUCUGUGAAGUUGGAGCGCUGCAAAGAGAUUCUGUAUAAGCGUGGUUUUUACGAGGGUAUUAUGGCUGUAGGCCCUCACAAAGGACGUAAAGUCUCUGAUGUCAAGGACACCAUCCGUGAUGAGAUGGUGCGCGCUGAGAGCGCAUUUAUCUAUUACGAGCCCACUAAACGUGUAGUUGCCAGGGCUGGUGACGUUUGCAUUGUGGCAUUGUGCAACCAGUGGUACACUAAAUUCAGUGACCCUGCUUGGAAGGAGCGUGUGUUAGCCCAUGUUAAUGACCCUAACAAAUUUAGCUGCUAUAACGAUUCAGCAUUGAACCAAGUGAAGCAUGUUGUAUCCUGGCUUGACAACUGGGCUUGCAGCCGUUCUUACGGCCUGGGUACUGUAUUACCCUGGGAGGACAUUAACCAAAACAAGAACUCGCUAAUCGAGAGUCUUUCCGACAGUACAAUUUACAUGGCCUAUUAUACAAUUGCCCAUUAUCUCCAGGGUGAUAUAUUCGGUACAACUCCUGGUUCUUUAGGCCUGGUCCCAUCACAAUUAACUCCUGCGGUAUUUGACUAUGUAUUCCACAUAAGCGACACGGUCCCAGACGGUCUCGACAAUGCAACUGCUAAAAAACUUAAGCUGAUGCGCGACGACUUCGCUUAUUGGUACCCCGUAGACUUGCGUUGCUCGGGAAAAGAUCUUAUAUUUAACCAUUUAACUAUGAGCCUCUUUGUUCACAAUGCAAUAUGGAAUGACGUAAAGACUAUAGAGGCGAUGCCAAGGUCAUAUUUAUGUGUUGGUCAUGUUCUUGUUGACUCUGAGAAAAUGUCGAAAUCCAAGGGUAACUUCUUGACUCUCGAGGAUGCCAUUGGAAUGUACACUGCUGAUGGCACUCGCGUUGCUCUAGCUGAUGCUGGUGACGGUUUAGAUGACGCUAACUUUGCCAAGGAAACUGCUGAGGCGGCUGUACUGAAGCUACAUACUAUACUAUUGUCAUGUCAAUCUGACAUGGAACUUGGAAACCGCGCUUGCAGUGCAGAUGGCAUAGGCCAAUAUGCCAAGAACGUAUUCCUGAACGAGAUUGCGGUAUUAGUGGAGAAAACAAAGGAAGCAUACACUGGAUUUGUAUACCGUGACGCUCUGAAAUACUGCUUCUAUGACUACAUUAGUGCUCGUCGUAACUACUUGCAAAUGGCUCAGGGUGAUAUUGAUUCUAGUGCCUUACGUCUGUAUCACGAAACCUUCUGCCGUAUUGCAAAUCCAAUAGUCCCUCACAUGUGUGAAUACCUUUGGAGACAGGUGCUCGGUAAGCCAAAUUCACUGGUCGGUGUGCUUUGGCCAACGCUGGAGCCUAUCGACUGGGCAUUACAUCGUCAGCUGAAGCUCUUGCAAAAGAACAUGGACGAAUUCCGCAAGUGCAAGGACCGUUCUCAGGCGGUUACUCGUAAACACAAGGGCCCUGCUGCCGUUGAGGACUUCACUGGUGCUGUUAUAUACGUCGCCAAAGAAUAUCCCACAUUACACCAAGGUGUCCUAAGGACUCUACAGGCCAUGGACGUAUGUAGCGGUACUAUAUCCGAGAAGGAAGUUAUAAAGUCACUAUCAUCCUCAGAUUUAGUGACCUCCGCAUCUGGUGCUGACAAGAAGGCCAUGCUGGCCUUCGCCAGCUUCCAGCUACGUGAAGUUGCAGUUCUGGGUGCAAGUGCAUUAUUGCUGGAAUUACCAUACUGUGAACUAUCCUACCUACGAUCUAUAUCGUCAUAUGUACAACAAUCUCUAGAGGUUAAGGAACUUUCUAUACUACCGCACUCUGAGACUCAUGAAAAGGAUUCUAGCAACAUUAGGCAUUCUGCAUUUCCCGGCCGACCGUCUGUGUUCUUUUACUAGUUUUUGAACGGUGAGCAGAGCUCGAACUUAUCGAUAUCCCAUUUGGCUGCCUGUGCGCUUAGCAUAACUUCGUCAA
Messenger RNA from Babesia bovis T2Bo, 3441 nucleotides. Its product is annotated as putative leucyl-tRNA synthetase. The transcript has 4 exons. Bases 30 to 3365 code for a protein of 1111 amino acids. The record is from RefSeq and is a predicted model, not a curated record. Gene Ontology annotation, molecular function: ATP binding; aminoacyl-tRNA deacylase activity; leucine-tRNA ligase activity. Lineage: Eukaryota; Apicomplexa; Aconoidasida; Piroplasmida; Babesiidae. Gene Ontology annotation, biological process: leucyl-tRNA aminoacylation.